This is a messenger RNA of Pipistrellus nathusii (Nathusius's pipistrelle), 1137 nucleotides long. The record is from the annotation of a GenBank genome assembly. Lineage: Eukaryota; Metazoa; Chordata; Mammalia; Chiroptera; Vespertilionidae.
AUGGAGGCAGCCCCGCCGGCGGGGCCCGGCGCCCCGCCAUCCCAGCCGCAGCCGCAGGCGCAGGGACCCGCGAACCCCGUCGCUGCCCUGCUGCCCAGGCUGCGGGCCAAACUCUUCACCUGGAAUAUUUUGAAAACAAUUGCCCUGGGUCAGCUAUUGUCUUUGUGUAUAUGUGGAACAGCCAUUACCAGCCAGUAUUUGGCAGAAAAAUACAAAGUGAACACUCCCAUGCUUCAGAGCUUUAUCAACUAUUGCUUGCUGUUUCUCGUUUAUACAGUGAUGCUGGCAUUUCAAUCAGGCCCCGACAGCCUUUUUCACAUCUUGAAAAGAAAAUGGUGGAAGUACAUCCUGCUGGGCCUAGCAGACGUGGAAGCGAAUUACCUGAUUGUCAGAGCGUACCAGUACACGACUCUCACCAGCGUCCAGCUUUUGGAUUGCUUUGGAAUUCCUGUGUUGAUGGCUCUCUCCUGGUUCAUUCUUUAUGCGAGAUACAGAGUGAUCCAUUUUGUUGCCGUGGCUGUCUGUCUGCUGGGCGUCGGAACUAUGGUUGGUGCAGACAUAUUAUCUGGGAGGGAAGACAAUUCAGGCAGUGAUGUUCUGAUUGGUGACAUCUUGGUUCUUGUCGGGGCUUCCCUCUAUGCCAUUUCUAAUGUGUGUGAAGAGUACAUUGUGAAGAAGCUGAGCAGACAGGAGUUUUUAGGAAUGCUGGGCUUCUUCGGAACAAUCAUCAGUGGCAUACAGCUAUUGCUUGUGGAAUAUACGGAUAUUGCCAGCAUUCACUGGGACUGGAAAAUUGCCCUGCUGUUCGUGGCAUUUGCCCUCUGUAUGUUCUGUCUGUACAGCUUCAUGCCCCUGGUGAUUAAAGUCACCAGUGCUACCUCAGUGAACCUGGGCAUCCUGACAGCUGACCUCUACAGCCUUUUCUUUGGACUCUUUCUCUUUGGCUAUCAGUUUUCGGGGCUCUACAUCCUGUCCUUCACCGUCAUCAUGGUGGGCUUCGUUCUGUACUGCUCCACCCCCACGCGCACGGCGGAGCCGGCGGGGAGCAGCGUGCCCCCGGCCCCCAGCAUUGGCAUCGACAACCUGGGCCUGAAGCUGGAGGAGAACCUCCCGGAGGCCCACUCCGCGUUCCUGUAG